UCAAUAUGCUCUCUCUCGUUUCAUCUCUACAACCCCUCAUUUAUCCCUCCUUCGUCGGUCUUGGCGGUUGACUCUUAGAGACAGCGCGAACGCGGGAGUAUCACCGGAACAACCAUGCCCCCACGGGCCGCAUUUUGCCAAGACCAGUUCUCUCCGCAAUACAGCCGAUCCGACCUGCCACUGACAGGUCAGACCAGACCGGAGAACUACCACAGGAUCGAGCCACCAAGCACCUAGUGUCUAGACGAACCAACCAAGCACGCCGUACGAAACGAAACAGGGACCGGCGUACCUCAGCCCAGCGGUGGAGCAGAGCGGCUCAGUUCCAGCUGGUGGGUCCGUCCAGGUAGCGUACGAAGCUCGAGCUGCAUGUUGUGGUAUGAUUUGACCGGGGCGCCAUGGAGUUGGACGGAGCAUCGCAACCGCCGGAUACAACCAGGCCCCUUUCCUCAUUGUCAACGGAUCUCACCUCGCCCGUCAGUGGUAGCAGUAGGCCGAGGCCCAAGAAUAAGAUCAUCAGGAACCAGAACGCCUGCGAUGCCUGCCGGGACCGUAAAGUUAGGUGCCUGUACGGACCGGGGGGAGGCCGAUGCCAAGGGUGCACGUUUCUCGACAUACGUUGCACACAUGAUCGGCCGCGGAGGCGAAGAGGGCCGCCGAACAAACAUGCAGAGCAGCACCGCCAGCUCCAGCAGCACCAGCAGCCGGGCUCUGCCACGGCAUCCACCGCCAGCUUUCAGAGCCCGCCGGCAUCCGUAUCAGAUGUCACAUCGCCGGACCAAGGUCUCGGCUACCAGGGCUCACCAACUUCCUCAUAUCCCACUGAGACACCUCAGUCCCGCACCCUCCCUCAGCCCCGCGUCGUAGUCGCUGCCGGCGCCGCCAGCCGCUCAGCGGCGGACCUGCGCGCCAUCAUAGGCCCGCCGAGCCCCAGCGCGGACCAGCACGGCGACUGGCUCUCCCUCUUCGCUCCCGAGGAGCUCGUCUACCGCAUGCUGGACGACUGGUUCGAGAAAGUCCACGCGCUCGCGCCGGUGCUGCACCGGCGGCGGUUCAUGCACCGCCUCAGGGCGGGCGAGGCCAACACGGACCGAACGUUCUGCGCGCUGCUGGUGAGCGUCUGCGCCGCCACCACGGCCACGUUGCGGCGGAACAACUACGGCCCCGUGACGGUGGAGCGGUGCCUGGACUUCAUCGAGGAGCACGGCCUCCUCGACCACGGGCUGAGGAAGCCGUCGUACUCGCUGGACUGGUGCAUCGCCAUGUACAACAUCGGCACCUCGGCCAGCUCGAUGAACGAGGACGGGCUCGGGGACAUGGGGUCGUUCCACGGCAUGUCCGAGGCGGCGGCGGGGGUGAGGUUUCUGGUCUACUACCGCAUGGCGGACCUGGACAUGUCUCAGCAGCAGUUGCUGAAGCGGCUCUUUUGGCUGCUGUUUGCGGCAUAUUGCAGUGCAGACAUAUUCGGAAAGCUGUCGGUGAGCCUCGUCUCCCACCAGGAGAACCGCGCCCACCUGCGCCCCUUGCCCCUGACGGACUCGCAACUCGACACGGGGCCGCAGCUGUCGACGGCGGAACUGGCGCAGUGGCACGGCGACGCGACGUCGUACGUGCCGGGGCUGAACCAGCUCAGCGACCUCUUCCUGACGUGGCACGAGGCGCAGACGGCCCCCAUCAGCCUCUUCGGCGGGCAGGAAGAGGCGCUGAAGCACUUCCUGUCGAGGAUCCAGGCCAUCACGGACGUCUUCCCGCCGGAGCUGCGCUGGCGCGGGGGUCUGUCCCGGCCGCCGCACGUGACGGAGGGCCACGACACGCAGAUCGCCAACCUGCUCAUCACGGGCCUCAACAUCCGCUCCAACCUGCUGCAGAAGUUCGGGUCGGCCGUCGAGACGCACGCGCUCGAGCACCAGCGCAUCGUCGACGACCUGCUGGAGAUCCUGUACCGCGUACCGCAGCACGUGCUGGAGCAGAACGGCAGCAGCCUGAUCCCGAAGCUGAGGGACUGCGGGGCGGCCUACAUGGAGCAGAUGAACAUUAGCGGCUUGGGCGGCCCGCAGAGGCUGGUGAGCGAGAGCGCGAGGCUCAAGCUGGAGAGGCUGCUGAGGAAGUUGGACGAUAUCGACUGCUGGCCGGGGCCCUCCGUGAUAGUCGAGGGCCAGCAGAGUAGCAGGCAAUGAAGGAGGAGGGAAAGUAACCACCCCGCCCUACAUCCGAGCCACUACUAUUACCACUACUAUUACCACUUAUUCCUUAGGCUUGCCGCCUACCUAUACGUAACUUUUGGCCUUACUAGGAUAAUUCAGAUGCACUAAGUUUAUCUGGACUAUCUAUAUUACUAGUAUAUGUAUUUCUUACCUACUAGAUAUGUUUCAUAGUAGUAAAGGUGCUAUUAGGUAAUAAGGGGACUUGUGUGUGUGUGUGUGCGACACAGAAAGCAAAUCAAGUUGCUGAGAUACUUGUCCAAGGCGGUCC
This is a messenger RNA of Colletotrichum navitas, 2472 nucleotides long. RefSeq lists its product as uncharacterized. Bases 399 to 2177 code for a protein of 592 amino acids. NCBI's taxonomy places the organism in Eukaryota, Fungi, Ascomycota, Sordariomycetes, Glomerellales, Glomerellaceae. Gene Ontology annotation, biological process: regulation of DNA-templated transcription. The transcript is spliced from 5 exons. The record is from RefSeq and is a predicted model, not a curated record. Gene Ontology annotation, molecular function: zinc ion binding; DNA-binding transcription factor activity, RNA polymerase II-specific.